Messenger RNA from Ylistrum balloti, 1008 nucleotides. RefSeq names its product H2.0-like homeobox protein. The transcript has 5 exons. Gene Ontology annotation, biological process: regulation of DNA-templated transcription. The record is from RefSeq and is a predicted model, not a curated record. NCBI's taxonomy places the organism in Eukaryota, Metazoa, Mollusca, Bivalvia, Pectinida, Pectinidae. Bases 1 to 1008 code for a protein of 335 amino acids. Gene Ontology annotation, molecular function: sequence-specific DNA binding; DNA-binding transcription factor activity, RNA polymerase II-specific.
AUGUACACUCUCGGCGGUUUAGUUUGUCCGGAGUAUCACCCAGACUUCAGUAUGUGGACACACAAUUAUUUUCACGAUGCCGGACUUUUGAAUUUUUCUACAAAGAAACCAUCCUUUCACAUCACGGAUAUAUUGCAUGUACAUAGCGGGACUUCGCCCCUACUCUCAUGCCACCCACCAGGAGUUCUUCCCCCAGGGUGCCAGCAAUCAUCCUCCGCCCUAGGUCCACUAAAAGCUUUCUGUACCACCAAAAGGGUUCAGCGAUUUGUGACGGACGGAGAUGAGAGGAGGAACAGCGAAUCUCGAGUCCCAGGGGUGGCGGGACAGUCCAAACAUCUUAAGUUUGGAAUCAACAGAAUUUUAUCGGAAGAUUUUGGCAGGAAAUCGAGAGAGAAAGGUGAGGAAAAAACCGAGAAAAACAACAUGGCGACAUCUCUGGCCCUGACAACCGGAUAUCAUGUGGAUGCGGAACUAUUACAUCCAACUAUAUCAAUACCCGGAUGUCCUUUCCGUCAGCCUCGUUAUCGGCUGUCCACGCCAUCCAACCUCCAACAAUAUCUAAAACUGAAGAAAUAUGAAAUGUUGAAAGUUGAUAAAACCAGUAAGUUAGGUAAUGCAGGUCCGUACUCCAUUCUCAAUGACGAUGGUAAUGGAUGUAGCCAAUCAAAACGGAAAAGAUCAUGGUCACGUGCCGUGUUUUCAAACCUACAGAGAAAGGGACUGGAGAAGCGAUUCGAAGUACAGAAAUACGUCACAAAACCGGAUAGACGACAGUUGGCCGCCAUGCUGGGUCUCACAGACGCUCAGGUCAAAGUUUGGUUUCAAAAUAGAAGGAUGAAAUGGCGACAUGCGCAACAACAGAAAGAAAAAGACGGAUCACUUCCAGACGCAGAAUGUGAAACAGGAAGUGACAUAAUAGUCGAUAGAUGUAACAAGUCAAUGUGUUCUGAUAAUUCUGAUGAUAGCGACGAAGACAACGAAAUGCCUACAACAAGCGACAAUAAAUAG